CCACACAAGCUUCCGAAAGCCCCUCGCUAUGGAAGCUGAGCACCUUGAUGCCACAACCGACGAGCGGAUUGAGCCGUUCGGCAUUCAGCACGAGCCACACCUCAUGAACAAUGACCACGUCAAUGACCAGCAGCAGCAGCAGCCAUCGCAGCAUCAUCCACUGACACAUCCCGAGCCAUCCCAGCAGCAGCCACAGCAUCAGCAUCAUCAACAUCAACAGCACCACAACCAGCUGUCCCCCUCCCUCCCCCCCGCCGGCCUUCCUGUCCUCCCCUCGUCCACCGAUGGCCGAGCACAGCCAGCCGAGGCACUCACCGAGGCCGUCCAGCAGCAGGUGGAGCAACAAGAGCAGCAGCAACAGCUAGAGGACGCCACGGGCAGCAGCGGCCGGCCAAAACGCAAGCGCAUCCCGAAGCAGCAGGACCUCCUGGGCAUGGUGCCCGCCGAAUGGGAGAUGGGGCAGCCGAGGCCGAAAGCACGCAAGAAGAAGAAGGCCAAGGAGGGGGGAAGGGGUGGGGAUGAAGGAGGCGGUGCGCGCGGUGCUGUGGAGCCGGGGAGCCGUCCGCCGGCUAUCGAGACGCCCUUGCUGCUGACUGGCGACAUGCGUGAGAGGCGUGAGUGGGUGACGCCGAAUGUGGAGGGGAAGCUGCGGGUGGUGACCGAGAAGGGGGCGCAGAUGCUCAACCUACUCAGGGGGCUGUUCGAAGGUAUGCAUGUACGCUGCUGAGUGACGGACACAACCGCUGUGCAGUCAUUGCGUCCUUGCUUGCUCCCUCUGUGUGUGCGUGUGCGUGUGUGUGUGUGUGUGUGUGUGAUUGGUUAUGCAGCCUUGCCAUCGGCCGAUCCCCAGUCCACUCUGCCGCUGCCGCCCGCCGGCCUUGACAAGCCGAGGAAGCCGUCCAUCGAGGGACUGCUGGACGUAGGCAAACCCCACACCCACACAGACACUCGCAAUAAGUACGGGUGUGUUGUAUGGUUGUGGUCAUGUUGUGCGUUGUGUGUUGUGUGUGCAGGUGGCCAACAGCGGCCCUCAGUGGAGAGGCAUGCCUUUGCAGUGGCUACCCCGACGGAGAGGCUGCAAGCGGCUCUGGUCCCUCCCCAAGCGGCUCUACACCUCUCUCGGCGCAUACGAGACCAAGACUAUCCGCAGAUCUGUCAUCGACGGGCGGAUUCUGGACGACAGGAGCGACGCCCCCCCUCUGCUGGUGCCGGCGCGUCAGCCGUCCUCUGAGCUGACGUAUGAGUGGACCUGGGGGGAGGAGCUGCUGAUGAAGGGCAUCGGACAGAUGAGGCGGUAUCUGCGGCAACAAUCUGGCGAUUUCGGUGGUGCUUCUGGCGGUGGUGCUGGAGGCGGCGUGGUCAAGCGUGAGGACAGCCCUAACAGUGGUGGUGGUGGUGAUGACACGGGCAUCGGGGCGAUGGCUGAUUUCGGAGCGGGUGGAGUGGGAGGGGGAGCCGACUACUACUUAGACCUCGAGCAAAGGCCGCCCAGACUCGGUGAGGGCGGAUGACACACACACGCGACGACAGACAGACGCACGAGACGAAUGCAUCACUUCAGUCAGGUGCAUCUGUGUAGAUGUCUUUCCAUUAGGUCGCGGCUUCCAAUUGGAUGUGCCGGCCCCUCUCAGCCCUCCCGUGCGCCCCAACAUCCGCCACAAGGCCACACAGACUCCCUCAGACACCCACCCAGACGCCGACCCCUCUGUGACCGAGGAGCCCACUCACCAGGAGUCCCGUGUGGUCAUCCUGGGCGGCAUGCUCUACCGGCAAUUCUGUCUGGGCGCCAACAAGACCUUCAAAGAGACGGGCACACACGCCGACGGGGGGAUGAUCGAUGAGACGGUGGCGAGAGAGGGAAGGCCGAUAUGCCAGCGGCCAUCAUCCCAGCAGCAGGGAGAGAGCCCUCCCCAGCAGCCGGCAGCAGCAGCAGCAGCAGCAUCGUCAGGGGCAGGAGAGUUGGGCGUGCCGCCACCGACCCAGUAUGAUGGUGAGAUUACGACGAGGCCGCUGCCCGAUUCGGUGCAGGAGGUGACGUGGUCGCUGCUCGACUACAUGGGGGAGAGAAUAGGACCUUCCAGACAGGGGUCCGACCUGCUCGCCAAAUUCCUCGCUGACGGUAUGUCAGUCAGAAUGCACGUGACCAGCCACGCCACGCCCUUCUCUCACAACACAUCCUCUCUCUCCCCCAUGCAGAUUGUGUAGAGGCAUGCAAGGCGGGGCUCUUUCUGGGCGCCCUCGGCCGCCCCUCACCGGGCUCGCAGCCGGGUGCCAAGCCCCGCAGCUCAUUCCCCUUCCCCCCAAUGUCGGCAGCUCGCAGCGGCGGCUCGCCGUUUUCCUUGGCGGGCCUGGUGGCUGGAGGAGGACCGGGAGGGCCGCUGAUGCAGCAGCAGAUGCAUCAGGAGUCGCCUGGUGGUGGUCGUGGGGGUGCAAGUGGUUGGGGGAGAGGGGGCAACAGCACACGGGGGAGGGGGCGGGGCAAGAGAGGCGGGUGAGACCGUGUCUCUGCCUUUGCCUUUUUAUUCCUUUGCGGUGGGUCAGGUCAUUCAGUCGUCCGCUCAUGGCCUGAUCUAGCUAGUGUGGAGGGGGGGAAGCGACGAAACCAGCACAACGCACACAUACACACAUACACACACAUGAGAGAGAGAGAGAGAGAGAGAGAAGGUGGGAGGUUUGCCCGUUUAUGUGGAUACAUCGCUGUGUGCCUGUGCCUGAGUGUCCAGCUGGGUUUCCCCCGUACGCAGUCUGGGCGUGACGCCGUUUGCUGUUCACCGAGAUGUGCCAGCAGACAGCGUCGCCUCUGGGGGUCGCAAGGAGGGACACACAGCAAGAACACUCCAGCCGGAUCUCGCCUUUCACCCACAGUGGUUGAUGAUUGUACAGGCCAACCGGACUGGCCGGCCGCCCGUGUGUGUGCUAAUGGAGGUGUUGGUUGAAUCAGCUACAUAGAUG
Vitrella brassicaformis is the source of this 2952-nucleotide messenger RNA. NCBI's taxonomy places the organism in Eukaryota, Vitrellaceae. The record is from the annotation of a GenBank genome assembly.